GUCACCCUGGCGCCAACACAUUUCAAGAUGGCAGCCUCCAUGUUACGGCGCUCAGCUUUGUUCGUGAGAAGUUCCCAAAAUUUGCUGGCUAACUGCUCCGUAGUGCAUGCCAGGUAUAGCUCAGGCUUGCUCGUAAACAGUGGCAAGUACCCUUUUUUGCAGGAACUGGGAAUCGAAGAGGAAAAUCAUGGAGCAUUCACAGGAAAAUGGGGAGGUAAAGGGGAGGUUAUCACAUCUUACAGCCCCAUAAAUGGAGAGCCUAUUGCAACUGUCAGACAGGCUACCCUGGAGGAAUACGAUGAAGGCGUUAAGAAUGCCCAGGAGGCCUGGCAGGUGUGGGCAGAUGUGCCAGCGCCCCAGCGUGGUGAAAUUGUGCGUCAGAUUGGGGAUGCUUUGCGAGUGAAGAAAAAUGCCAUUGGACAAUUGUUGUCACUGGAGGUGGGGAAGAUUGUAGCGGAAGGAGGGGGCGAGAUUCAAGAGUUCAUUGAUGUUUGCGACUUUGCGGUCGGGCUGUCCAGGAUGUUUGGAGGACGAGUCCUGCCCUCAGAACGACCAGGCCACGCUCUUAUUGAGCAGUGGAAUCCUCGUGGGCACACCGGCAUCAUCACGGCCUUCAACUUCCCCACCGCUGUGUUUGGCUGGAAUGCUGGCAUCACCAUGGUCUGUGGAAACACUUGCCUCUGGAAACCAGCCCCCACAACUCCUCUGUGUGGCAUUGCAGUUACAAAAACUAUUCAGUCUGUUCUGGCUGCCAACAAGAUGCCACCAGCUGUCAUGACUCUGAUGUGUGGCGGAUCUGAUCUUGGAGACGCCAUUGCUCGUGAUGAGAGGGUACCAAUUGUGUCAUUCACUGGCAGCACACAGGUUGGGCAGAAAGUUGGGACAAUCGUACAGGAGAGAUUCGGUCGCUGUAUCCUAGAGCUUGGUGGUAACAAUGCCAUCAUUGUGCUUGAAGACGCUGAUCUGGACCUGGUCAUUCCAGCUACCCUCUUUGCUAGCGUGGGUACCCAGGGCCAGCGCUGCACCACCACUCGCAGACUGAUCCUACACAAGAAGAUUUACGAUGAAGUGCUGGAGAAGUUGAAGAAAGCCUACAGCCAAGUCAGGAUUGGGGAUCCCUUGGAUGAGAAUAUCCUGUAUGGUCCCAUGCACUCCCAGCAAGGUGUGGACAUCUACAAGAAUGCCAUCCAGAAUGCGGUGGCCCAGGGAGGCAAAAUUGAGGCCGGAGGAAAGAUAUUGGAUGGACCAGGGCACUACGUUGAGCCGACAAUCAUCUCGGGCUUAUCCCAUGAUUCUCCAGUGGUUCAGUCAGAAGCCUUCGCUCCUGUGCUGUACGUCCUGAAGACCAGUAACUUAGAGGAAGCCAUCGCAUGGAACAAUGAAGUCAAGCAAGGCCUGUCUAGUAGUCUCUUCACCAAGAAUCCUGGCAAUCUCUUCCGUUGGUUGGGACCCAAGGGCUCGGACUGCGGUAUUGUGAAUGUCAACAUUCCCACGAGUGGCGCAGAAAUCGGAGGUGCCUUUGGCGGGGAGAAGCACACAGGGGGAGGUCGGGAGUCGGGCAGCGAUGCGUGGAAACAGUACAUGAGGCGAGCCACUUGCACCAUCAACUACGGAGAUGAUCUGCCGCUAGCCCAGGGACUCAAGUUUGAGUAAAAAAGUCUCCGUUAUAGCUGGCGUCUUCAUCAAGGAAUUAUGAUGUCCCGGAGGAAUAAUAAUAAAAAACCCCACGUUAUUGGGAUGGAAACCUGAAGGAUGUGGCGAGGUAUUUUGUCAUCGCUGGUUUUUGAGGGUCGAGUUGGGGGCUGGAUUCAACCGGAGUUGCAGCUUUCAAUUAUUCUCACGACAGGUCGCAGACGAGACCAUUUUUUUAUGCUGCAAGUGUCAACAUUAAUCAUGUCUGACAAGAACAUUUCAUUUUGACAAAACAACUAUGGAUAGUGUCGUAUUCGUUUUAAAGGGAUGGUGUUUGUCUUUUAUUUUCAAAUUUGCUCAUUGGACACUAUGCUUGGAAAAAAAAGCAUUCAGUAAAAUAUAGUUUCGAUUGUGUAUACCAAGCACUAUAUCGGACUAAAUAUAUCUAUUCAAGAAAUGAUACUUAGUAUACCAAUGAUAUGAUCUUUUUAUCAAAUUAUGUUUUUCCUUAUUUUUGUUAACUGCCUGUAUACUCGUGCUUUGCUGAAAAAAAAUCAGUGCAUUUAUAACCUGCUAAAAAAAAAAUAUUUUUUUUGACGAAAAUGCACUGAGAUAACGAAGCGUUACUCAUUAGGAAGUUCAGAUGAUGCUCUGUAAUUGGCAAUACAACUUGAAAGAGAAAUCAGGAUGUUACCAGGUUCGGGGUGGCACACUCCGUGACCACAGAUAUUUUCAUAUAUAUUUGUAUUAUAUUCUCUUACAUUUAGAAUGAGUUCAACAAAAUGUAAGCAACGAAAUCAGUAAAAUAAUUAUGUUACACCUAAUUAAUACCAAAUAUUCAAAGAGGCAGGUAUGAUCUUUAAAAGGAAAUUGAAGAAAAGCCUAUAAUUGUUUCAAAGAAAAAGAUUUAUUUUUGGAUGUGGUCUCCACAUUUAAACAUAUUUUUGUCUGAAAAUGUUUUCCCUCCAGCUUUUAUGGAAACACAAAUGAAAUAUUGUUUUAAAGCAGUAAUUUCUGCUUAUUUGAAGCGAAAUAUUUUUUUUGCUCAAAGCUUCCGUUUAAAAUAUAAGUAGAUUGAUUUUAGCAAGCUUAUUUUGAGACUUUUUAGACUUAUUUUCUUUUGUUGGUUAUACGUUCGUAAAAUUGUGUCUGAGUGCAAGACCUAAGUUUGUUUGCUGAACCCGUAUUCUUAUUUCGCAUGAAAUAAAAUUUUAAACCAUAGAAACCAAAA
Messenger RNA from Patiria miniata (bat star), 2863 nucleotides. It is a transcript of the gene aldh7a1, whose product is annotated as alpha-aminoadipic semialdehyde dehydrogenase-like. Gene Ontology annotation, molecular function: aldehyde dehydrogenase (NAD+) activity. Bases 28 to 1653 code for a protein of 541 amino acids. Lineage: Eukaryota; Metazoa; Echinodermata; Asteroidea; Valvatida; Asterinidae. The transcript has 18 exons. The record is from RefSeq and is a predicted model, not a curated record.